This is a messenger RNA of Histoplasma mississippiense, 4743 nucleotides long. RefSeq lists its product with no specific name. Gene Ontology annotation, molecular function: nucleic acid binding. The coding region runs from base 1 to 4743 and encodes 1580 amino acids. The transcript has 6 exons. The record is from RefSeq and is a predicted model, not a curated record. NCBI's taxonomy places the organism in Eukaryota, Fungi, Ascomycota, Eurotiomycetes, Onygenales, Ajellomycetaceae. Gene Ontology annotation, biological process: DNA integration.
AUGAGUGGUUCUCGAUUACCUGCGACCCCAAUAUCAGGACGUAAGAAGACACUACGUUCGCAAUCAAGGGUCCCCCAAUCCUUCCCCCCUAUUACUGAGCAAGAAUCCGGCUCAGAAGCGGAGGGUGAUCAAACUGAAUACGCGAUGGCAGAGGAAGAUAUGACAACCUCUGGCUCCGCACACGAUACUGGCAAGAUGCCAGAACGCGAGGAAUCCGAGGAUGGCACGCCCAGUCCUAUGCCGAUACCUACGCCGAAUCCUAACGGCAUGGUGACCAUGGCAGCAGCAGAUCUCAUUGCACUCUGCGAGCGACUGAUAUCAGCACGCGCGCCGCCACCUCCUCCACCUCCUCCACCACCUCCACCUCCUCCGAACCCUAUACCAGAAGAAGAUCCGAACAUGCUGGCUCGCGAAUACCAGAAGGAAGCGCAGGCCUCGUUGAACACAAAGUCCGUCACCACGUUCGAUGGCACCAACUACCAGACGUGGAAGAUGGCGUUCUUGUCGGAUGCAGAAGUGAUCGGUGGUGCAAAUAUUCUUAAUAAGAACCAACAGGAACCACCUGAAGGUUUAUCAUCGCUCGAUCAGCGAUAUUGGGUGAUACGUUCAAAACUUCUCUUCCGUCGCAUGUUGCAAUCCCUAGUAGGUUCUGUCCGUUUGACCAUGGGAUCCAUUCAACCCGACAACGCGGCGGCCCUAUGGAACAAGGUAAGCGCAGUAUACGCGAUAUCCCUAGGGGAAGAAAGGAUUAACAUCCUUAAAGAAUUUACCCACUUGCAUGUCAAGGACGGUGAUUACCUGGCGUACGUACGCCGAUAUCAAUACCUGUCUGCUCGCAUGCGACAACUAACGGAGGACCGUGGUGAGAACUACCUCCAUGAUUUCUUUAUUAUCGGCCUCCGAGAUUAUCAGAGGACCUAUGUUAAAUCACGCCUCGAUACGUUCUACGGGACGGGUCAGGGUCCGAUUGUCAACCUAGAUAUCAACGAUCUCACAAAACAAAUUGCUCACCGGAUGAGUAAAUCAGAGGGUACUGGACGCCCUAAAGCUCCAAAGGCCAACGCGGCCACCAAUGAUAAUGACAACACAACUUCCGCCGCAACCGCAAAGUGCGGAUACUGCAAGGUCCCAGGGCAUAUAAAGGCUAAUUGCUAUCAUCUGAACCCUGACAAAGCACCCGAGUGGUGGAGGAAAGAGAAUAAGGAUAAUAAGGGCACUGACAACACUGAAGGUGCCAAAAAGAAGGGAAAGGAUAAGAAGAAGGACAAGGAUGACGACAAACCUACUGGCACCAGAGCGCCAGAUCUCCUUGCAUCGCAACCUAAUGCCAACGCAGCAAUUGCUUUAUCUACGUCGUCCGCUACAACAUCCAAACCUUGGUAUCUCGACACCUGCGCAAGCUUCAAUAUGACGGGUGAAAGGCACUCGUUGGUGCGCGCAAAGUCGUUCGAAGGUGAUUUAGAAAUUACUACCGCGGACGGUGGCGUAGGACGGGUUGAGGAGAUAGGUGAUAUCCUUCUAGAAUCAGAAGGGGGGGAUAUCUCAGUGGGUUACGUCCACUGGAUCCCCAAUCUAACAGUCAACCUUCUAUCCUUUGCGAAGCUAGAAGAUCAAGGCUUCAGAUACCAACUAUCAGAUACCACCCCUUCCUAUUUUACAAUAAGGGCCCCGAACGGUGCCAACUUCACCGCUGUUCGCACGUCCAAAGAAUCGGUCUACAAGAUAAUAGAACGAGAAUCUCAAAUAGACGUCCAUCACCCGUCCCAGGCCGUCCAUUUUAUGGCCAAAUCUUACAAUUACGGGGACGCAAUGUCGACAAUCGCGGGGAAACCUAACGAUCAACCUAGCGAUCGCAACCCCCUGACAAGAACACUCAUGGAAUGGCACGUCACACUAGGGCAUAUCCACGCUGGCGCGAUCAUUGCACUAGCGAAGGACCCAUCAUCCGGCAUCCGCAUCAAAGGAUCUAAAACAGGCUUCUUCUGCGAUAGCUGCGUCAAAGCAGGCAUGACACGCAAGUUCUCGCAAACUCCCAUGCCACGAGCGUUGCGAGCAAUGCAACGUGUUCAUAUCGACCUUGCUGGCGGUGGUCGUACGCUGGAUGACAUGUCCGAUUACCCUAUCGAAUCUCGUCAAGGGACCAAAUAUUAUAUGCUCAUCACCGAUGACGCCACCCGCUACAGGUGGAUCUAUUUUUUACAUACCAAGGACCAAGCUGUCGAAAUUUACGCUCACUGGGUCCAAUUCAUGAAAAAUCUCGGCUUCACGCCACCGGCGCUAGUUAGGACUGAUAUCGAUGGUGUCUUUCGAUCUAACAAGAUGACAACAAUGAUGACCAAAGAUGGCACUAUCUGGGAACCUACUACGCCCCAAUCUCCCCACCAAGAUGGUGUUUCUGAGAGAGGAAUCCGUACGAUAAUGACACGCGCAAGGGCAGUGCUUUUAGGCAUGAAUAUACCGAAGAAGUUCUGGGCAGACGUUCUCGAAACGGUGGUUGCAAUUACCAACAACACACCAACAUCUACCACCCUGUAUAAUGAGAAAUACUGGCCUACCAACAACGCCGACGAAGCACCUGCGCGAUGCCCCUAUACGGUCCCAUUCUCAGCACUAACCAACGCCCCGCCCCAACUUCGCCAUUUUAGGGAGCUAGGUGUUGAUGUUUACGCGCACCUUCAUGGAUCUCAAAAACCUACUGACAAGCUGUCCGCUAGGGCAGAAAUUUUUAAACUUAUAGGAUUCCGUGGUAACUCAAUCUACCGCCUCUGGAGUCCUACAACUGAUAAAAUAAUUGUCACCAGUGAUGUCGUUUUCCCUGCAAAGGAACCUACAACCUCGCAGGAUGACACUAACCACACGACACCCGAACCUGCAAGUCCAGCGACUUAUCUUGUUGAUGAUACUACCGUUCCUGAAUUAGCUGACGCCGAAUGGGUAAGACCAGCGAAAGCGUUCGCCACCUACGUUCCUUCUCCCCUCACCGGUUCCGUUCCGAAAGGAUAUAAGGAUGCCGUUAGUAGACCUGGGGGGGUUGGCGAAUAUUGGCAGAAAUCGAUGGAACGCGAGAUUGCAGAUUUGGAACGAAGGAACACUUGGACAAUGAUCCCACGUUCUGACGUCCCUUCUGGUGAGCCAGUGGCCCCCGGCCGCUGGGUUUAUGUCGAAAAAGAUCGCCCCCAGGAUCCCAACGCGGAUCCUGAUGGUAUAUUACGAAAAUCUCGAUGGGUAGUGUGCGGUAAUUGGUUAAAGAAAAGCGCACGCGAAGAAACAUACGCGCCCGUCGUUAAUGACGCUACUAAUCGCAUGAUGUUCGCGAUAGCAGCGAAGCGAGGUUGGACCUUGCGCCAGGUCGAUAUAGUGAUGGCCUACCUACACGGCCGACUUGGUAAAACGAUUUAUAUGCGGCAACCUACCGGAUUUGAGGUGGGGACUCCACACGCGAUGGUUUGCGCUGUCGGAGGCUCCCUAUACGGAUUGGACCCUGCUGCUAAGAUUUGCCCCUACGACCCUGCUCUAUGGCGCCACACGUCCCGCAAUCACCUUUAUAUGACAAUCUACGUGGACGACCUUCAUAUUAUAGCAGAGGAUCCGGCAGAUGCCGAUUGGCUAGUUGACACCCUCGCCAACAAAUUAGAAAUAAAGGAUUUAAAAGAACCUUCAAAAUACUUAGGCAUGGAGGUUGAACGUCGCCCUGAUGGUGCUAUAAAAUUGACAUUGAGACGCUAUAUCGAUCGUUUAGUGCAAGAUUUCCGCCUAGAUGACGCCGUCCCUGUCCCUACGCCAAUACUUGAAGGGUUGAAGAUAGACGAUACCCCUGUGUCAGAACGAGAAGGAGGGUUCACCAAAAAGCGAUACCAACACGGAGUAGGGUGCUUGCAGUAUCUGGCAGUCAAAUUACGCCCAGAUAUUGCGCGAGCAGCAUCCCUACUAGCGCAGAAGAAUACUGCGCCUACACCUAAGGCGUGGAGGGCUCUCCUCCGCGUCAUACAAUAUCUAAAAGGAACGAGCAACCUUGGCAUCUUAUACGAAGGCCCCAAGAACGAGAUCGAUGAAUUCCCCAACGCGUCAUAUCUGCCGAUAGGUUAUACAGAUUCGGAUUGGGCAGGACCGUUGAACGGCGAACGCAAAUCUACUUCAGGCUUCAUAUUCAAGUUAGCAGGUGCACCAAUUUCAUGGCGUUCGUCCAAUGAGAAGAUCAACCAUCCCACAGCCUGCAACCUCAAAAAUCGUAACCGAGCUGUCGAAGUCUCAUUGCUGAUUCAUGUAUUUUUCUUUGGACCAGGAAGUCCGCUCUUCUCCUCCUCUGGUACAUACCUCCUCACUGGCUUAAACAAGGGUGUGGAUCAGAUAGUAACUGAGGAGUACAACAAAGCUCAAAUGGAAUUUAUGAACAUCUUGGCAGAUGAAGAAGAGCGAGGUGACGGUGCGAGCAACACAAUGAAACUAUCGACUGUCAUGAACCAGGUUUGGGAGAUGGGGACAUUUUGCAGUGGGCAUUUGAACAUUAAUCCGGAGCAAGUUGAUAAGUUGGGCGUUAAUGGGAAGUGGCAGGCUAGCAGCUACAGAAACCGCGCUAGGGGAAAAAUCUUCAGCGCAGGUCAUCGGAUCCUCCGCUAUGCCACCGAGGGCUUACCGCGCGUUGAUCAAGCGCGGUACGAAGAAAGCAGAGCGCGGAGAAUUGAUUAUACCUUCACCUUCUUGUGUGGCGCUUCUGGGAAUCCUCUAGGCGCCGCCAUGUUAUGA